Messenger RNA from Phalacrocorax carbo (great cormorant), 5511 nucleotides. The record is from RefSeq and is a predicted model, not a curated record. Lineage: Eukaryota; Metazoa; Chordata; Aves; Suliformes; Phalacrocoracidae.
GGUUCUCAAGGCGGCCUCCCCGGUGGUCGGCGGGAGGGGUUUUGUGUUCAGUCUCUGGAAGUGCUGCGGUUUCGCGUUGCUCCUCCUGGCAGUGCGAACGGGUGGGGCGUUGGACUCUGAGCGCACCGCGGCUUCGUACAAGCCUUCUUGUUCUUCCGCGGUGCCUGUGAGUUCCUGUGUAUCCCGCAACGCUUUCGGAGCUGGUUCGGCCCUCGGCGCCCGCCGUAGGCCGCUGCCUGUCAGCUGUCGGCGCCUUUGUGAGAGGAGCGGCGGAAGCGGAGCGGGGCGCGGCGCGGCGCGGCGGCCGAGGGUGGCUGGAGCGGGAGGAAGCCCUGCUGCAGGUGCGCGGGGCUCCCGCGGCCGUCUGGCUGUGCCUGGGGCCGCUGUCCUUCCCGGCUGCGUGCCGCUGCCUCCCGUGUUUCAGCCAUGUCUGACAAAAGUGAACUGAAGGCGGAGUUGGAGCGCAAGAAGCAACGAUUAGCUCAAAUCAGAGAGGAGAAGAAAAGAAAGGAGGAAGAAAGAAAGAAAAAAGAAACUGAUCAGAAGAAAGACAUUCUUCCUGUACAAGAAGAAUCUGAUCUUGAAAAGAAGAGAAGAGAAGCUGAAGCAUUACUUCAGAGCAUGGGCUUGACACCAGAGUCUCCUGUUGUCCCUCCUCCUACCUCUCCGUCUUCCAAGUCUGUGAGUACGCCAAGUGAGGCUGGAAGCCAGGACUCUGGUGAUGGCGCUGUUGGAUCUAGGACGCUGCAUUGGGAUACUGAUCCAUCAGUUCUUCAGCUUCACUCUGAUUCCGAUUUGGGACGUGGACCUGUUAAACUUGGAAUGGCCAAAAUUACACAAGUUGACUUUCCUCCUCGAGAAAUUGUUACGUAUACCAAGGAGACUCAAACACCUGUUAUGACUCAGCCAAAGGAAGAUGAGGAAGAUGAAGAUGAUGUGGUUGCACCAAAGCCGUUAGUUGAACCUGAGGAAGAAAAAACAUUUAAAAAGGAGGAGGAGGAGGAAGCUGCCCCUCACGAACUGACAGAAGAGGAAAAACAACAAAUUUUGCAUUCUGAAGAAUUUUUAAGUUUCUUUGACCACUCCACGAGGAUUGUCGAAAGAGCCCUUUCUGAGCAAAUCAACAUUUUCUUUGACUACAGUGGAAGAGACUUAGAAGACAAAGAAGGAGAGAUUCAAGCAGGAGCAAAACUGUCCUUAAAUAGGCAGUUUUUUGAUGAACGUUGGUCAAAGCAUCGUGUUGUCAGUUGUCUGGACUGGUCAUCUCAGUACCCAGAAUUACUUGUAGCCUCUUACAACAACAAUGAGGAUGCGCCUCAUGAGCCAGAUGGGGUUGCCCUUGUAUGGAAUAUGAAGUACAAGAAAACUACCCCAGAGUAUGUCUUUCACUGCCAGUCAGCAGUGAUGUCAGCCACAUUUGCAAAAUUUCAUCCCAAUCUGGUGGUUGGUGGCACGUACUCGGGCCAAAUAGUGCUGUGGGAUAAUCGCAGCAAUAAGAGAACCCCGGUGCAGAGAACUCCACUUUCGGCUGCUGCGCACACGCACCCAGUGUACUGUGUAAAUGUUGUUGGGACCCAGAAUGCUCAUAAUUUGAUUAGUAUCUCAACUGAUGGGAAAAUAUGCUCUUGGAGUCUGGACAUGCUUUCCCAACCACAGGAUAGCAUGGAGCUGGUUCACAAACAGUCCAAGGCUGUGGCCGUUACUUGCAUGUCCUUCCCUAUUGGAGAUGUCAACAACUUUGUUGUUGGCAGUGAAGAAGGCUCUGUGUACACUGCAUGCCGUCAUGGCAGCAAAGCUGGAAUCAGUGAGAUGUUUGAAGGACACCAGGGACCGAUCACAGGUAUCAACUGCCAUGCAGCAGUUGGACCUGUAGACUUCUCACAUCUUUUUGUCACCUCUUCUUUUGACUGGACAGUAAAGCUUUGGACAACUAAGAAUAACAAACCUCUUUACUCCUUUGAAGACAACUCAGAUUAUGUUUAUGAUGUGAUGUGGUCUCCAACUCACCCUGCCUUGUUUGCCUGUGUGGAUGGGAUGGGCAGGCUUGACCUGUGGAAUCUCAACAAUGACACUGAGGUGCCAACGGCAAGCAUUACUGUGGAGGGCAAUCCUGCUCUGAACCGUGUGAGAUGGACGCAUUCUGGGAGAGAGAUUGCUGUAGGUGAUUCAGAGGGACAAAUAGUUAUAUAUGAUGUGGGAGAGCAAAUUGCCGUUCCUCGCAGUGAUGAGUGGACUCGAUUUGGUCGAACACUGGCAGAAAUAAAUGCUAACAGAGCUGAUGCAGAAGAGGAAGCUGCAACCCGCAUACCAGCGUAGAUCUUUAAAAAUAGGCAGCAGUGGUAGACCUGUGAAUGAUUUGAUGCAAAUCUUAAAACUAAGCAUGUGUCAGUUCAAAUAAUAGCUUAAGAGAGAAAUAUAUGGAUUCAACUAUGGACUUUGAAAACAUAUUAAGAUCACUGAAAAUCAGACCUUGCAUUGUCAAUUUUUAUAUAUGUCAAUUGCAAGCACAUUCUUGGAUUUGUGUAACUUUUAAUACAGUUAACUUUGACUUUGCAAGGAACUUCUUUUGUUGAAACACUAACCUGGUGUAAAUUUGCUAUUGGGCUUCUGAAAUUUCCACUUUGUAACAAAUAGCAUCUCUUUCAGAAAAUUAAAAGUUCUGUUUCUAAAUUAAACUUUCUAUAUUACACAGACUAACCUUCAUUAAGUAGUAAAUCUCUGAAGCGUUCUUUAAUUUGAACUCUUCAAAUUACCCAUGGAUAUGCAUGCAUAUAUUCCAAGUAUGUUUCAUUGUUAAUAUACAGAUAAGCCUCAGGCUCUGGUAGUGGGUAAUAUAUGUGGAUAAAAAUUUGUCUGUAGUUACAAACUUAUUUGAUAAUUGGACCUGAAUUAAUGAAAUACAUACUUAACACCAAGCUCUUUUGUUUGAAUUGGUGCAUUAAAAUGUGAGAUUUAAAUAUUGUAUCAGCACUUCUCAGCUGCCCUGACCCCUAAUCUGUGUCCCUUCAGGAGUCUGAGUGUUGAAAGUUCCUGGGAGCGGCUGCUUUCAUUUUACUAAACACAUCACAGAUUUGUUUUCUACCUGCAACCUCCAUGCUUCCUACCAUGACAAUCAACCAAAAGGAGAAAGGCUACUGUUGUCAGAUUUCUGUCUUCCAAAGGAUAAGGAACUAGGUUUUGACUUAAUUUCUACAGUAUAAUGAUUUGAAUUCUGUUAAAUACAGACUUGCUAUUAAUUUUCCGUAAGAAGUUAAAGAUGUUUUCAUUGCUGCUUAGCAUUUUUAUUGAAACAAAACCUCUCACUGGCUUGAAACAGAAUGGUUGGAAUUUCUGGUAAAGGUUAUGUUUUCUGAGUACAUCUAUCUUGGGAGACUUUAUAGUUUCCCAUCAAGACUGGUUUUGGUUUUUGGUUGGUGGUUUGUUUGGGGGUUUUGGUUUCUUCCCUGCCCCCCCCCCCCCGCCCCCUGUAAAUACUCUGACUUGUGCUAUUUAUGCACUAAACUAAGGACUAAUUAACUUGGGACUCCAGGUAUGUUUCUGGUAUUCUCAAUCUGCUACAAGCUUAUCGUUUUCCCAGAAGAGCUGUUCUAUAUGCUUAAAAAUAGGAAAUAGGUUUAUAUUCCUUCAGCAGCUUUACGUCCAGAAAUAUUAUUUUCUUCAUUGCUGAUGUUUUAAGGUGUUUUUUGGUGGUUGUUUUGUUGUUGGUUUUUUUUUUUUCUGUAUCUCUGUCUCAGUUCUGUUAUGAGCAGCUCAGAGAGACACAGGCAGAAGUAAGAGCAGUUCUCCCUUCCCAAGGUUCUCUCUCAGUGGGUCUGAAAGUGAAAUGUGCUUAGGCUUCAGUUGGUGUUGGCUUGUCAAAAGUCUCCCCCUUUUCAAUGCAAAGUCAUGCUGUUCAGUUUGACAUUUGCCUUGUAUGUUUUCCUCAACCUUAGGACAGCAGCUAUCUGUUCAGUUGAGAAACAUGCGAACUAUAUAAAGAACAGGCAUGUCAUGUGAUGACUUCUACCCUUUAGGCACAAGAAUUCUUAACAGGCAGAACAUUCUGUUGUCUUGCUGGGGUUUUGGGGUUGUUUUGUUUGUCUUUGGUGUUUUACUGAGAUUGUUAUUUCUUAUUUAAUAGUACAUUUCCUUGAGACUUAGAUUCCCAGAAAUCCAGUAGAUAAGGCUUUCUUUCAAUGGAUUGUGGCAUAAACAUGUAGGUCAUAUGGCAUUAGUUUUAUGUAAUUUCAACCUUUUAAUAAUUUUCAACAAAACUAUUCUGUAUUCAUUCCUUCUUGUGUUUUUCUCUCACAAAAUAGUUGAAUACAGGUUAAAUGUUGUAAAACCCAUACCUGCAACAUUAAGAGACUAACAGUGAUGCUAGAUACUGUAAAUGAUCAUCCUGGGGGCCACCCUGUCCAGUUUUGGAGCUGUAAGACAUACAAAUGCUCUCUGGCGUUGUAAAGUCUCCCAAGGCCUUGAUCAAGUCAGUCAACAAGCUGUGACUAAGAUUAAAUGCCAGUGGGUACCUACCAUUUUUAUGUCUAUUUAGACAAGCACAGAGCAAAAUACAUAUAUGUGGGGGAGAGUUCCUGGGAAGCCUGUCUCCAGAAAACUGCACAGAACAGGUCAUUCUUUAAAUGGGGGGGCGGAAUAAAUAAAUAAAGACAGGAAGCCUUCUAAUGGGAUGAUAUAUAUGCAUGUUGCAGAAGAGUGAUCAAACUCCCAACUUCAGUUCUCACUAAAUAUUAUUCAGCACCAAAAGAUGUUGCGUCUUGCUUAGAGGCUAGGACCGAAGGAGGGCUUGUCAGUGUUUGGUGUUCAGUUUUUAAGAAGCCAUUAUUUCUUCAUAAGCUGACUAAAACUCUUCAUAGUGGCCUGCUGUCACCUGAGCAAGAAAAUAACAGAACCUCAAAACAGCGUACACUGCUGGGAUAUGCUGUACUCCAGGAUGUUUAACCCUGAAAGAAACAUGUAAAGCUAAAGAUUGGAGGUUGUCAUGCUUCAGUAAGCAAGGCUGGAAACCCACCCAUCUCUUCUCUGGCUGUAUGGGUAGUAUAACUACCUUUCGUCUCGCACUGUCAAAAUCCAGACUCCUCUACUUCCUCUCACACUUUUGCAUUUGUAAAUUACACCAGAUAAGAUUUUUGGCAGACAUUAAGCCAGAAAUAGUUCAAGCCUUUCCUUUCUCCUCUCUUUUUGCUUAGCAUUCCACUCAACUGGAAGUCUAAAAAAAUCAGUUUUGCAUAUAAAAAGAAUAUAAAAGUAAAUCUUUCUUUUUUUCUAGAAUAGCUUAAUCUCUCAAUUGUAAAACAAUCUAAAAAUAAAGAGAAUGCCUUCAAUUUUUGUUUAAAUUUUCCAUUCUGGGAAAAAAGCACUCUGUGUAAUAAAUCCAGUAAAAAAUCUUGAGUUGGCUAACAACUGGCAAUAGAGGUAAGAUCUAUUAUACAUUCAGUAUUACUGUGUAUUUCGAGGGGAAUUCCUUGUUGCAAAGUGGUGCUGCAAAAUAAAAUACUGCAUGUGCUCAUCUAA